Messenger RNA from Molossus molossus (Pallas's mastiff bat), 1174 nucleotides. It is a transcript of the gene EMC8, whose product is annotated as ER membrane protein complex subunit 8. The transcript is spliced from 5 exons. The record is from RefSeq and is a predicted model, not a curated record. Lineage: Eukaryota; Metazoa; Chordata; Mammalia; Chiroptera; Molossidae. Gene Ontology annotation, cellular component: EMC complex. The coding region runs from base 231 to 863 and encodes 210 amino acids.
AGUUGCGGGAGUGGAGGCGGAGGCGCGCGCAUCACUUUCUCGUGCCCGAGUCGCUGUCGGAGGACCCCGUCCCAAAGCAAGGGUGGGCCUGUGGGGGCUUCCGCCAGUCAGGAGGCCGCUCCAAGCAGCUUCGGCCUCGUCCCACUUCUCCGCUGAGGCGCCGCGCGGCCGGGAAGCGGAUCCAGGCCUCAGCCGGCGCCGAGGGCCUCCGGGGCUCUCCCGGGCUCAGCAUGCCCGGGGUGAAGCUGACCACCCAGGCCUACUGCAAGAUGGUGCUUCAUGGAGCCAAGUACCCGCACUGCGCCGUCAAUGGACUGCUGGUGGCUGAGAAGCAGAAGCCGCGCAAGGAGCACCUGCCCCUGGGCGGCCCGGGCGCCCACCACACUCUCUUCGUGGACUGUAUCCCCCUGUUCCACGGCACCCUGGCCCUGGCCCCCAUGCUGGAGGUGGCCCUCACCCUGAUUGAUUCAUGGUGCAAAGAUAAUAGCUAUGUGAUUGCUGGUUAUUAUCAAGCUAAUGAACGAGUAAAGGAUGCCAGCCCAAACCAGGUUGCAGAAAAGGUGGCCUCCAGAAUUGCUGAGGGCUUCAGUGAUACUGCUCUCAUCAUGGUAGACAACACUAAGUUUACGAUGGACUGUGUGGUACCUACGAUCCAUGUGUAUGAACACCAUGAAAACAAAUGGCGGUGCAGAGACCCACACCAUGAUUACUGUGAAGACUGGCCCGAGGCCCAGAGAAUCUCGGCGUCACUCCUGGAUAGCCGGUCCUACGAAACACUCGUCGAUUUCGACAACCACUUGGAUGACAUUCGGAAUGACUGGACAAAUCCAGAGAUCAAUAAAGCUGUUCUGCAUCUGUGUUAGGAAGGGAUGUCAGUGUCUAGCCUCUGGGCAUUUCCACUAGGCUGAAGAAGAAAAGCUAUUUUUAAAUGUAAAUAAAAUAUGUCAUUUCGCGUGUGGAAAGCUGGCGGUUUUCAGAAGUGACGGGUGCCUUGAAAGAGGGCAGAAUGUCCCAUCAGUCGUCUUUUUAAUGCAGUCUCUAGAAGAGGUACGGACUGUCCAAUCUGAUCGUCCCUGUGGAGUUCUUCCCAGUCGUAUGUUGCCAUAAUCCUCCCAAUCAAAGCUGUUUCUGCUUAUCCAAGAUUGUUCCUAUUAAACGGUUUUAACUAACCUUU